AUGUCUCAAGCAAAUGGCGACACUGCCCCUGUGGGCCAUGAACAGAUCAACACCGAGAUCAUCACUCUCACGAGGUUCCUCAAUGAAGAACAGACAAAGCACAAGGAAGCUACUGGAGAAUUUACACUUCUCUGCCAUGCUCUGCAAUUCUCGUUCAAGUCCAUAGCCUACUACAUCCGACGAGCAACACUUAUCAACCUGACAGGCCUUGCUGGGUCCGCGAAUGCGACAGGCGAUGCGCAGAAAAAGUUGGACGUCAUCUCCAAUGAUCUUUUCAUCUCAGCCAUGAGAUCGUCAGGGAGAUGUCGAAUGCUUGUUUCGGAAGAAGAGGAAGAGCUACUAUUGUUCGAUGAGUAUCCUCAAGCUCGAUAUGCGGUCGUAUGCGACCCAAUCGACGGAUCGAGCAACCUAGACGCCGGUGUCAGCGUGGGUACCAUCUUUGGGGUCUACCGGCUCAAGGAUGACAGUGAGGGUAAAGUGGAAGAGAUUCUCCAGCCAGGGACUGAGCUCGUCGCAAGCGGAUUCACGAUGUACGGAGCUAGUACCCAGCUCGUUAUUACCAUGAAAGGCGGCAGUGUCAAUGCAUUCACCUUGGACAAUGCCCUUGGCGAAUUCAUUCUUACUCAUCCAGAUAUCAAGCUACCAAAAUCUCGUGCGAUAUACAGUGUCAAUGAGGGUAAUAGUCUAUAUUGGGAAGAGCCAGUCAAGGAAUACUUCAACAGUCUGAAGUAUCCACUAGAUACAAGCGGCAAACCCUACAGUGCUCGCUAUAUCGGUAGUAUGGUGGCUGACGCAUACCGAACCCUGCUAUAUGGUGGAAUAUUUGCGUACCCUGCUGACAAGAAGAGCCCAAAAGGAAAGUUGAGGAUUCUGUAUGAGUGUGCUCCGAUGGCAAUGGUUUUCGAAAAUGCCGGAGGUCAAGCUGUGGACAGUAAGAUGCAGCGAAUGAUGGAUGUCAGGCCGGAACACAUCCACGAUCGAUCUGGCAUAUUCUUAGGUUCCUACGACGAAGUGGCCAAGGUGAUUGAGUCUCAUAAUAAAUAG
Bacidia gigantensis is the source of this 1044-nucleotide messenger RNA. RefSeq lists its product as uncharacterized. The record is from RefSeq and is a predicted model, not a curated record. Gene Ontology annotation, cellular component: cytosol; cytoplasm. NCBI's taxonomy places the organism in Eukaryota, Fungi, Ascomycota, Lecanoromycetes, Lecanorales, Ramalinaceae. Gene Ontology annotation, biological process: sucrose biosynthetic process; gluconeogenesis; fructose 1,6-bisphosphate metabolic process. The transcript is spliced from 3 exons. Gene Ontology annotation, molecular function: fructose 1,6-bisphosphate 1-phosphatase activity. The coding region runs from base 1 to 1044 and encodes 347 amino acids.